CACCGGAACAAAAAAAGCUUGACGGCAGAUUCGAGUCGGGAUGUAAACAGUGAGACACAUGUCUGUUUAGUGCAUGCAGUUGAGUCAAAGUAAGUGUUCUCUUAAAGCAAAUGAAGGACGGUGGAUAUAUAUUUGGGUAAAUAGCAUGAAACUGUACCAGGCACUCCGUCAUGUCGACAAGUUCAGAACCGUUUUCGACUUUGGCGGACGGGAAGUGGCUCACUGGUUCCCCGGACACAUGGCUAAAGGACUAAAACAGAUGAGAGCCAACCUGAAGAGUGUGGACUGCAUCAUAGAAAUACACGAUGCCAGAAUCCCAUUCUCUGGAAGAAACCCGGUGUUUCAGGACACACUGAGUGCCAAACCACAUUUGCUAAUUCUCAACAAGAUGGACCUCGCUGAUCUGUCCAACAAGCAGAGAAUCCUGAAGAAGCUAGAAAAAGAAGGGAUGACACAUGUUCUCUUCACAGACUGCUUAAAGCAGAGAGACCACAACAUCAAAAAGCUGGUGCCAAAGGUGAUGGAUAUUAUUGCAAGCAAACCACGCUUUAACCGAGAGGAGAUUACAAAUUACUGCCUGAUGGUGAUUGGAGUGCCCAAUGUUGGGAAGUCGUCUCUUAUUAACUCGUUGAGAAGAACAAAUCUAAAAAAGGGUCGUGCAUCUCGAGUAGGUGGGGAACCAGGAAUAACCAAAGCGGUCCUAACUAAAAUUCAGGUGUGUGAGCGACCCAUAAUGUACCUGUUAGACACACCUGGAGUCUUGCCUCCUAAAAUUGAGAGUGUUGAAACAGGCAUGAAGCUGGCCUUAUGUGGAACUAUACUGGACCAUUUAGUGGGUGAAGACAUCAUUGCUGACUACUUACUCUAUUCUCUGAACAGGCUAGGAAAGUUCAGUUAUGUGGACAAAUAUGAUCUCCAAGAGCCUAGUGACGACAUCCAGCAUGUCCUCAAACGCAUUGCUGUAAAACUUGGAAAAACUCAGCGGGUCAAAGCGAUUACUGGAGUGGGAAAUGUUACCAUCACAAUACCAAACUACACAGCAGCAGCAUAUGAUUUCAUAAGAGCCUUCAGGAAAGGAGAGCUGGGUCAAGUAAUGCUCGACUGACCCGAGUCAUUUUACCGACGAUAACUAAAAACUGUUUCUGGAUUUCUUCAAGAGCAUAUUAGUCUGUGUCUGCACUGACAUGGUGCAGUUUUUUGGGCUUGUGGAUAAUGCAAAAAGUCACCAGACUCCUGCAUGACUUGUAAAUAAAAGACAUUUAUUAAAUAGUCAUUCUCAGUUUUGCUUGUAGGAUACAUGAGACAGAUAUCCAGGGUGGUGUAAACAGGAUAUUUAUUGGCAUAAAGACAGUGAUAACAAACUCUUUAAUUAUUAUGUACAUCAGUGUAGCAUAUAAUAGAGUGCACUUGUAAAUGUGGAACAGUCUGUUGCUCCUGAGUGUCUUUUGUAGGUAGAUAAAUUUUUUUUUUUUUUGGAAGAUGUAAACACCGUGAAAACCUUCCAGAGACACCGGUCGCUUUUGAGAGCAGCGGUAGGUUUGCCUCUCAUCCAUGUCAUGAUCACAGAUCUCAGAUGAAUUUCAGGUGUUAUUAGAAAACAGUGAACUAUUCAGAAUGCGAAGACGAUUGUGGAAAACUAGCUGUCCCAAAGCACAGCACUCUUACUUAUUCUGUUAUUUAAAUUAUUGUAUAAAGAACGAAAUGAAAUGUGUUUCAUUGGUUGAGUUUGGAAGCUGAACAAAAACACGUAUUUUCCUCUGUAAAAUAAAUAAGUCCAUAUUUCAGAGAAAAAUUACUAAUACUGUUUGAUUUCAGGGGUGAGAAAAUGCUGGUGCCAGGUUCCUUUCAACUUAAUAAAUGUUAUAAAGUAGCUGAUAAUCUGUACUGCCAUAUUUUAAAUGAACUGCAGCAAGUCCAAACUUUAUAUUAAUACACCGGUCUGCUUUUAAACACAGAUUCUCUCAUUUGUACAGAGCUGCAGUACAGGUCACUUUUUAUUUUGUGCAUAUUAUUAAAAGUAUAUAUUUUUUAAAUUUGGCAGUAGUUAAAAUUGGCAGAAAGCAGCUCGGUUAGACUCUGAAGAGUCAUUGCCAUUUUGCUGAUAUGUUCUUCAGUGAAAUACCAAGAUUUAAGCUUUAGGGGUGGAAAUUGACAGUAGUUCUGUUAUAUAUGCAGAGAUGAAGUCUGAGAGGUGAAAUGUCCCCAUGAAUACUAAGCUGGUAACGCAGCCUGUUGUUUGCCGGUUGGAAAAACUGUAAAAAGUACAGUACAGUGAUGCUUUUGUCAUUGUUUUGUUCUGCUCCUGUGUGGCCGCUCUAACUGGUCUUACCCGUGCAGGUUCCAGUCAGUCCUCUGCAUUAUAAUCAUAACCUGGAUGGAACUUCGGUUCUAGAUCCAAUCACAAAUGUAUCCUACAAAUCACCCAA
Molecule: messenger RNA, 2426 nt
Organism: Maylandia zebra (zebra mbuna)
Lineage: Eukaryota; Metazoa; Chordata; Actinopteri; Cichliformes; Cichlidae
Gene: mtg1
Product: mitochondrial ribosome-associated GTPase 1
Biological process (GO): mitochondrial translation
Cellular component (GO): mitochondrion
Molecular function (GO): GTP binding; GTPase activity
Source: RefSeq, a predicted model, not a curated record